AUGUCAGCUUCGCCAGUGGAAGGAUCAGAUGAGUGGAAGGCUCAGGACAAAGGGCCAACCAUUGUUAUUGUCUGCUGGGUCGUCACGGCCAUCAGCACUUGCUUCGUUGUUGGCCGUGUCUAUGUAAGGGGGAAGAUAAUGAAGAAGUUCCAGAGUGAUGAUUGGUUCAUCAUUCUAGGUCAGUUCUGCGGCUACAUCUCAACGGCUCUAUCUACGAUCGCGGUGACCUACGGCAACGGGAGACACAUGUCCAUCUUAUCGACCGAGCAGCAGGAGGGUGCCAUCCUCUGGACUACAGCCGCCUUCUGCCCAGGAGUAAUAUCCUUUGGUCUCCCUAAAUUAGCUGUUGUCUCUUUGUUAGUUCGGUUGAUGAACCCCGACAGGUCGUUGUGGGACUUCUCUGUUAAAGGAACAUGGUUUGACGUCAAUAUACUGGUGGCAUAUUGCUCUUUCUCAGCUUUCGUCGAUGUUUAUCUUGCUGUUUAUCCGGCAAUAAUUCUGUUCGGCCUCCAAAUGGCCACCAGAAAGAAGAUCGCACUUUCAUGUGCGCUAGGUAUUGGUUCUAUUUCUGGUAUAGUUGCUAUCUACAAGACGACCCGUAUACCAUCUCUUGGAAGCAAAGAUUUCUCGUAUGAUACAUCUGAUCUCGUGAUCUGGACAGUCGUCGAGGGUAGCACAAUCAUAAUCGCUAGCUCGAUCCCCGUUAUGCAGCCUCUUCUCGAGCUUAUCCUGCGGCGCAAUCCCUUCAGCUCUACCAAGGACUCCAAGCAAACACUCAAAUAUUAUGAGGACUACAGCUCCCAGAGCAAGUCAAAACCGCGUAGCGGGGGCGGUAUUGAGCUUGGACAGCGCAAGCCAAAGGCCAAGCCCAAAGAUGAUCUAGGCAUCACCAUCCACCCCGCUGACGGAAAAAUUAUCCGGACCGACUUCGUGAGCAUUACGUACAAGGAACAAGGACCAGUCCGCGAUACUUCCGCUUCGAGCCGAUGGAGAGCCAUUUGA
This is a messenger RNA of Colletotrichum phormii, 1002 nucleotides long. RefSeq lists its product as uncharacterized. The record is from RefSeq and is a predicted model, not a curated record. The transcript has 8 exons. Bases 1 to 1002 code for a protein of 333 amino acids. Lineage: Eukaryota; Fungi; Ascomycota; Sordariomycetes; Glomerellales; Glomerellaceae.